This is a messenger RNA of Arachis stenosperma, 839 nucleotides long. Its product is annotated as monothiol glutaredoxin-S10. Lineage: Eukaryota; Viridiplantae; Streptophyta; Magnoliopsida; Fabales; Fabaceae. The coding region runs from base 207 to 515 and encodes 102 amino acids. The transcript has a single exon. The record is from RefSeq and is a predicted model, not a curated record.
AAAUCCACACCAAAACUUCCUCGAUCUAAUAAUGCUCCCUUCUUUUCAGAUUUCUUAUUAAUUUCUCUCCUAUUAAUCAUCGUCAUUAUAACCUCUAAUAUAAGUAAGUGGUACUCUAGUACCAAGCCGAACCAAGCAAAAGCCGAUAACAGCCAUUUUUCCUAUAUAACUAGUAGAAGUUUAAUUCUCAAAAAGAGAAUCAAUAAAUGGAUCGCAUAGCAAAAUUGGCAUCACAAAAGGCAGUGGUUAUAUUCAGCAAGAGUUCUUGUGGGAUGAGCCAUGCGAUAAAGAGGUUGUUCUACGAGCAAGGGGUUGGACCGGCAAUUUGCGAGCUAGACGAGGAUUCAAGGGGUAAGGAAAUGGAGUGGGCUCUGGUGAGGCUAGGGUGCAACCCUUCAGUCCCGGCAGUGUUUAUCGGAGGCAAGUUUGUGGGUUCAGCCAACACCGUCAUGACCCUUCACCUCAAUGGCUCACUCAAGAGAAUGCUCAGAGAUGCCGGUGCUCUAUGGCUCUAGAAAACUAAGACUAGUGCAAUACAAUUCAAAGUUGCAAACAUUCAAACACGGCCUUAUCAGAAGAUAAUUUAGUUGCACUAUAUCAUCAUAACCGAACCCCUUCCUCGCCCCCUAGCCCCCCACCCCUCUUUUUCUUGUUAUAUAUGAUACCCUGGCGCGGCUUUAAUUUUGGAAUCUGCAUUUCACCAAAAUAUAAUAUAUAAUCUCCGAAGAGCGUUUUCCAAUAUGACCUAUAUCUUGUAUAACUUUUUUUUUUAAUUUGGUGCGAUAGAUGUAUAUCACUUACUAUAAUUAAUCUCAUGGAGUGAACCUUUUUGUUUAAUU